Pocillopora meandrina is the source of this 2510-nucleotide messenger RNA. NCBI's taxonomy places the organism in Eukaryota, Metazoa, Cnidaria, Anthozoa, Scleractinia, Pocilloporidae. The record is from the annotation of a GenBank genome assembly.
AUGAUGAAAGAACAUAUGGAGGAAGUGAAACAAGUAAUGGUGUGGAUAAACGAAAAGUUGGAAACGACAGGCAAGAAACUUGUAAACUUGAUUACCACAGUAAUCAUGAAGAUUAUACUUCCUUUUUGCAGUAGAUGUGUUUGAUAGUCCCAGCGUAAUUCGCAAUGAUAUGGAAGAGUUGAAAAAAGAAAUGGAAAUAAUGAGAAAACAUAUACAGGAAGUGAAACAAGUAAUAGUGGGGGUGAACAAAAUGUUGGAAACGACGGGCAAGAAACUUGUAAAAAAAGUUGAUAAAGUGUGGAAAGUAGGUAAGAAGACCAAUGAAAGUAUGGAAAAUAUCCAAAACCAGUUGCAAAAGCAGCAGAACAGUAGGACUGAGAAUGCAACUGGAAGGAAGCGCAGCAAGGAGAAACAGAAGGUGGACCCUCUCUGUCGUGUAAGUCACCUGUCAAAGAAGUAAUUUCCAGUUCGCUUAUACUCAGGAAAAAAUUAAGAAAAACAGGAUUUUCUAGACAAUUUCCAGGUUUUAGAUAAUCUCCGGUGAUCAAAAUACUCAUAUCAAGUUGUGAUCAGGAUAUCCUUGUAGAGUGUGAUUUGUAAUUUAUUCCCUCUUCUACCUUUUGAAGCGUUGUUCAAACUUUUGGGAACAUUUGAUAUCCUAACCGUUGGCAAAUGGUUAAAUACUGAGAAUAAUCUCUUGCAGAAAUUUUCACUUAAUCUAACACAAAGAAGUGUUUAUAUUUUCAAUACAGGACACUUUUCGAAAAUUGUACAAAAAUCUUAAAAAGAAAGAGAGCUUUCAAGGAUUUGACUUCAAACGAAGGUAAAUUUACUUAUCAUUUUGGAAAAUCUAUUUAUUAAGGAUUACGGGAAAAGACAUAAGUAUUUAUUCAUUUGAUGUAUCUGGAUUAUAACUAUAAACUCUAGAGCAGAAGUUUGAAUCGAGGUUAAAGUGAUUCCCUUGUCCAGUGUUUGUCGGAGUGUACCGCACAAGGAUUGACCCCUGAAAUCUUCCGUGGGCUUGCCAACAGAGACUACCUACCAAGUGAUCUUCAGAUCCGAGAAAUCAACCCUCAGCGACAGAAUGACUUAAUUUGUUGCAAAUCAGGUUAAGACCAAGAAAAUAAUGCAGUGGAGUUUUUUUCCUUUCCAAUGCAAGCUUUGACUCAGCGGAAAACGAGGAAGUUUUAAAGAAAGUGAAAGGAAAAAUGUCUGGUAGCAAUGGCUCCUGCAGGUGGACAGAUGAACAGAUAAAGGGUAAGUUGGUCGUAAUUAUUUCUCUUUACCUAUCAUUUUAGCUUUUAUCAUCUUCUUGUUGACUUAAGUUGUUUCUAAGAUGUGGAGGUGUUUAUGGCUAAUUUCGUUUGCACUGAAUAUCAUAUUGCUAUGUGUGCCCACAUCGUAGACCGAUUUUCCUCUUAAUGUUCUUGAUUUUGUUGCGUGUCACUUCUGCCGCCUUACUGCUUCAUGUAGACUUACAUCAUAAAUGCAAAAAACUUAUGAACUCACCUUGGUCUCUUUACCCAUCAGCCCAUAGAUGCUUCUUCAGUUCUUAGGCUUGCCGAAAAUGUGAAACCAACCUAGUAUUUUUUCACUUACAGUUGUUGGUCGAAGAUAUUACUUGUCUUUGUACGAAACAGACAAGAAAAAAUCUGACAACAAGUACGACGAACACAAGACAAGUAGUCGACGCCAGAACAGGAAAAAACAGGUUUGUGUGGGUGGGUGGGGGUGGGGGUGUGUGUGUGCGUGUGUGCGUGUGUGUGCGUGCGUGUGUGCGUGUGUGCGUGUGUGCGUGUGUGGGUGUGUGCGUGUGGGUGUUGCGUGUGUGCGUGUAAUGCGGUGAAUUGCGUGUGUGCGUGUGUGCGUGUGUGUGUGUGUGUGUGUGUGUGUGGGGGGAUUCGGUAAUAUGGGGAAUUAAGAAAGCCUUAUUCGAUUAUAAGUAAAUAUGCAAAGCUUUUCCCGUAAUGCUAAUCUCCAGAGGCAAUCGUCUCAUAUAAAUGACUAGAUUGCUAUGAUAACUGGUGGUGGUUUCAGGAAAGCUUAAAUACUGAAAUUAUAAGACCUUCGAAUCUUUUUGCCUUUAUUCAUUGCUUUUGUUAUAUAACUUUGUUACUUCAUUAUAGAAAUUGAAGAGAAGAACAGAAGCGCUGGAUAAGAUUAACUGGGUUACACGUCAAAAAGGAAAGGCGGCUGAGGUGCUCACUGAGGAAUAUAUGUCAUCAGAAGUGUCGGAAUCAGAAGAAGAGUCGCUAUCGGCUGAUGAAGGGUGUGUUAAAGAAAAGAAGUUGUAUAUCAGAACGGUUACGUGGGAGAGCGAAGAGCUCAAAACAAUUAAAAACAAACUUGAUGAAGAGUACGCCAGCCGUCAGACUUCUCGCGCUCGACGUCGUGAAUUUCAAAGAGAUAGGCGUCCCGAAGACGUUUCUUCACGUCCAAAACCUAACAAUGGUCCAUCAUGGGCUUUCAGGAUGGACGAUCUACAAUUACUACCCGUAUUGGAAGGCUGA